AUCCACCAUUUCGCUCCUCUUCUCUUCUCUGCCUCUUUUUUCACACCCUUCCUUUCCACGUGUGCCGCUGUGACCAGAACAUUCCCCCUCCUACUCAUCUUAGCGUCCUGUCAGCUAUUUCGAUAGUUCCUGAAGCCACAAACAAACGCCACUAUUUGCUUCGACUUAACUCUCAUGAUGUCCAUUCAGUCUCUAUUGUCGGCCCGCGAUUUGACAAGCGUCAACCGCAUCUUCUGGCCUCACCCUUGGACCCUAGGACCCCAAGACCCCGGUACCACAAUACCCCUGAGCAGCACACGGACGACAAUCCUGCUCCCGUCGGUUCUGUCUGUGUCUGCACCCUCUUUCAGUAUGGCCUAUUCUUCGCAUCCCUACCAUUAUGGAGAUCAAGCGUUGUUUCGUCGCCAGUGAGCCAACCAUCAACUCGCGUUGAUCUCAACAUGGCGGGCUGAAGACUCGGCACAUACAACCCGUUUCCUCCUCUGCAAGUUUCUUUUCCUUUUGGCAUUUUCGACCAAGAUCCUGGAUAUGAUUUCUGAAAAAAUGGCAUCAGAAUCCCUCGCGCUAGCGUUGCCGACAUGACUUGGCCAGUAUCCAGACAACCGGGCUUGCCUGUGGUUCAUCUCGCCAAAUUGCUCCCUCAAUAGUCUCCCCCUGCCUACUAUCGCCCCAACUACCCUAUCGGGAGCACGCCGUUUCGCGUUGGUUCAUGGGCACUGCGAGGAACGGGGUCGUCAAUGCCGCCAGGUUCGGCUGCCGUGGCCCCGCGGCAACUUUCUCUCCAUCUUUCCUCCUUCGACCCGGCCUAAAAGAAGGAGCUUCCUCUCCAACCUCGUCGGUUUCUGUUCCUGUCCCUCUCUCCCGAUCUUGAUGCCAUCUUGCACUCAUGCCUCCGCCUGCCGAUGUGUCCGGCCAUGGACUCCCCGGGACGUCUGCCCGGCGCUGGCCUGGCCGACUUGAUACGAACCUCGCAACUGCUUGCCGACCGAUACACCCUGGUGGCCAAUAGUCUUAACACGGCGCCCGUCACCUUGGCUUCUCUCGCCACCGAAUGCCGGGCCGUCACGGAUGCCUUGCGCCGAUUCAAGUACCUCCGCGAGACGAUCCCGGAAACGCUCGUAUUUGACCCGGUCCUGCUCGAUCAAUCUUGCCAUGACGCCUUACACUCGAUUUCGAACAGCUUGUCGUCGCUCGACACAUACAGCACACGCAUCCGCCCAGCGACAAGCGACAGUGCUGUUGAUAUGUCGUCAGGCCAACUCACCAUUGUUUGGAACGAAGACUCCCUCAAGCAGAUCCUACACGAAAUCAAAACCAGCCGCCAAUCUCUUGCUUUUCUCCUCAACUGUGUGCCAAGCGAACACGUCACAUCCAAAAACCAUUCUACCUUUAUGCACUCAUCUCGCUUGGUGUCGUGGGACUGUGCUAUAAGCCCAGCGGUGCUCAACAAGGGCAGCCGCCUGCGCCUAUCAACCAUCGGCCCACGCCCGCGGCCUGAGGUUUGUCCUGUUAGCGACAUCUCCGAGGUUCACUUGGCCUUGAAGAGACUGAAGCCACCGCCCGGCACCCUGUACAAGCAAAGUAUGCGAACGACCAAGGACUUACACGACGCCAUUGACCGCGAAGACGAAGCUGCAGUGGUGAAGCUGUUGUUACAGCGGAUCGACCCGAGCACGCCUCGCAUAGGCUCGAAACUUUCGCCUCUACGCCGGGCUCUCAACCGCCAAAUUCCAUCUCUCGUGACCUUCCUGGCCGUGGCGGGUGCUGACCUCGAGGACCGCGGCGAUGAAGGCGAUACAAUCCUGAUCUCGGCCAUCAAGCUCGGAUACGCUGAUAAAAUCAUUGCCCUCUUGUGCGAACUUGGCGCGGAUGUCAAUGCUGUCGACAACCUGGGAUGCUCAGCGGUCCACCAUGCCGCCAUGUCAGCCAGUGACGACGACACCCUGGCUGUGCUUGUACACGCUGGGGGCGAUAUCGACCGCAGGGACUUGGGAACAAGAACGCCUCUAGUAGCAGCAGUACAAAACUACCGGUUCAACGCCAUCGAGAAGCUACUCGAAUUCGGUGCUGACCUAGAACUCCGCCUGCAGAACGGCCGGACGGCGCUUCAUGUCGCCAUAUCCAUGAGAAGCACCCCCAUGACAGAGUUUCUCUCGGACCAGGGCGCCUACCUCGACCGGCGAGUCAACGAGCACACCGCCUUGACUUACGCCAUAGCCACGGCCUGCCCUGAUAUCGCGGAGGUGUUGAUCGAUGCCGGUGCCGAUGUCGACCUGCCUAGUUCAAAGGGGAACUUCCCACUACUGGCGGCCGCGGCCGCUGGAGACCUGCUUACCAUGAAGCUCUUGCUCUCUCGAGGAGCCAAGUAUGACGCCGCUGGCAGUGAAGGAUACCUACCCAUCCACAUGGCAGCUCACAAAAACAGAGUCGAGGUGCUGCAGCUCUUGUUUAAAGCCGGUUCUCCGAUCGACCCGACGACCGAACACGGCGAGACGCCCCUCACGAUCGCAAUGCACCUAGGAUGCUUCGAAGCCGCCCAGUUCCUGAUCGAGGUCGGCGCCGACGUCAACCACUCGGCGCCCGGAGCGGAGAGGAUCAUCUGCCAGGCGCUCAAGGCCGGCAACACGCGCAUCGCAAUGGCUCUCAUCCGCGGGGGCGCGGACCUCACCACCCCCUUACUACGAAACACCAGCAUGACGCCGCUGCAUCUGGCAGCCCACUACGGACAAAACGACGUCCUCGCCACGAUGGUCAGCGCCGGCGUUGACCUGGACACCCGAACGUGGCCCGGCUUCACACCGCUCUUUUCCGCCGUCAAGGCCGGCCACCUCGCCACCGUGCGUCUGCUCGUGACGGCCGGCGCAUAUCUGAGAGCCCGGUCGACCUCAGGCGCCAACCUGCUCUUCUUCGGCACCGCAGAACCCGCCAUGAUGAAGCUCCUGAUAGAGCUUGGCCUGGACAUCCACGAGCGCGACCACCACGGCGCGACGCCGCUCCACUACGCGGCCGUCAAGGGCCACGGCGCCACGGUGAAGCUCCUCCUGCAGCGGGGCGCCAAGGUGGUGCAUGCGAGCGCCGUCUUCGAGACGCUUCAGGACUAUAAGAAGAAGAGCCCAUAUCGUCAGGGCACUCCUGGCGGCCUCGCGAGACAGAAGGAUCACGUCAAAAUUGCUCGACUAAUCGAGGGCUGGAAGUUCAAAACAUGAGGGGCAAGAUUUCACCAUCACCCCAUACUCUCUCUCUCUCUCUCUCUCUCUCUCUCUCUCUCUCUCUCUCUCUCUCUCUCUCUCUCUCUCUCGCGCGCGCUCACUCACUCACUCACUCUCGUCUCUUUUUUUUUCUGUUUCGUUUUAAGAGCUGUCUUGGCAUCAGAAGAUACCCCGCCAUUAUAGCCAGGCGCUUACUUACUCAUUUAGCCACCACCGCAGGCCUAGACAGGCAGUUAAUUUCCUUGAUCGACAAGACAGUUGAUGAACUUUUCACGUUGUCCAACUGAUAGUCGCCCUCUUCUGUAGCAUGUUUUUUAGUUGCCAACUCAUCAUUCAAAGGCCUCGCUUGUCCUGAAUCAUCUGGCGCCGUGCCGGCGUCAGCCGCAUCGACUUUGAGUUUCUGGAGUAUUCCAAGUAACGAGUUCCUGUCGAGCCCUGCUCCUGUGACCAACAGAUCUCGUCUGCAAUCAUUCGUUGUAGUUUCCGAGGAGCAAGCCCCCAAAUCGGUCUGCAGUCGUCAACCUGCGCAGCAC
This is a messenger RNA of Colletotrichum destructivum, 3742 nucleotides long. Its product is annotated as Putative ankyrin repeat-containing domain superfamily. The record is from RefSeq and is a predicted model, not a curated record. The coding region runs from base 903 to 3206 and encodes 767 amino acids. Gene Ontology annotation, molecular function: protein binding. NCBI's taxonomy places the organism in Eukaryota, Fungi, Ascomycota, Sordariomycetes, Glomerellales, Glomerellaceae. The transcript has 2 exons.